This is a messenger RNA of Cadophora gregata, 594 nucleotides long. RefSeq lists its product as uncharacterized. The record is from RefSeq and is a predicted model, not a curated record. NCBI's taxonomy places the organism in Eukaryota, Fungi, Ascomycota, Leotiomycetes, Helotiales, Ploettnerulaceae. The transcript has a single exon. Bases 1 to 594 code for a protein of 197 amino acids.
AUGAGCGUCUUUACCCUCAAGGAGCUCGAGAAGACCCUUUCGUCCGUCGCUGCGAUUCACGCAAUGCAAGUCAAGGACACCCUCCAAGCCAUGCAAGACGAGAACCUCAUUCGAGUCGAGAAGAUCGGUAGCGGCAAUUGGUACUGGUGCUUCAUGUCGGACGCGAAGAAAUGCAAGGAGAAUAUUCUGAACAAGUUAAAGGCUGAGGAGAGCACCAUAACAACAGCGAUUGCGGAGACGGAAAGACAGAUCGAGGAGGAGAUGGCCAAGCGCGAGGAAGAUGAUGAGAACUUGCUCGAUGGCAAUGGUAUGGACAGGAAAGAGCUAUUGGAAGCUCAUGUAUUGCUGUUGAAGGAAAUGGAGGCUUUGGACAAGGAGUUGGCCUGCUACAGCGAUAAUGAUCCUGCGGAGCUGCAGCGCAAGAUCGUGGAGGCAAAGCAGCUGAAGAACAGUGCCAUUAGGUGGACUGACAUCAUUGAGUCCCUGGAGUCUCACAUCGGAACCCUUACCUCUGAUCGAAACCAAACUGCGGAGCUCAUGCUGUCAGCUUGCGGCGACGAGUACGUCUUCGGGGAAGGCUUGAAGGAGCUGUGA